Molecule: messenger RNA, 2601 nt
Organism: Pectinophora gossypiella (pink bollworm)
Lineage: Eukaryota; Metazoa; Arthropoda; Insecta; Lepidoptera; Gelechiidae
Exons: 2
Coding region: 1-2601 (866 amino acids)
Biological process (GO): DNA integration
Molecular function (GO): nucleic acid binding
Source: RefSeq, a predicted model, not a curated record
AUGUCAUCGAUGAUAUUCGGCGCUCGGAGCCCACCAUUCCUAGCGCACAGUGUGCGCAACCACAACGCACGCGCGCACGUUGAGACACACCCCGUGGCCCUCCGAGCGAUAACAGAGAGCCACUACAUGGACGACUUCGUGGAGAGCUACGCGACCAAGGAGGAAGCAAGACGAGCAGUACACGAAGUAACCUACGUACACGAGCAAGCCGGGUUCAUACUAGCCGGCUGGAACUCGAGUAAUGAAGACGUAAUACGAGACAUACCCCCAGACCGCCGCGUGCAGCUACCUAAGGAAAUGGGAACCGCUGGUCAUCAAGGCAAGACUCUAGGUCUAAUAUGGGAGGCCACUAAAGAUGAACUAAUGUUCAACACCGCGCUGCCUAGGGUACCGGAGGAGGUCAAGACGUCAGCACGCCCGCCGACUAAGCGCGAAGCCCUCAGCGCUGUCAUGUCGAUCUUCGACCCACUUGGACUGCUAAGCCAUCUCACCAUAACGGCUAAAAUCCUACUGCAAGACUUAUGGAGACAACAGAGGAUAGGAUGGGAUGACCAACUGCCGGAAGAAGCCGCCGAGGACUUCACUAAAUGGAUACGAGCGGUCGACAGCGUGCGAGAAGUUAAACUGCCCCGUUGCUAUGCGCCAACGAGGGGAGUACUGGAACGUCAGCUACACGUAUUUAACGACGCGAGCGACAGAGUGUACGCCACGGUAGCGUACUGGCGAAUCAAUAUACAAGAAGAACAUAGACAGAAGGAUGACAGGAUCGUGCUCUGGUCAGACUCGAAGACUGCUCUCCACUGGAUUCGCAACGACAUCAUCAAGUACACACCGUACGUAGCUCACCGCGUAGGCGAGAUCGCUAACCUCACGCACGUCGAACAAUGGAGAUGGAUACCGAGCGAGUUAAAUGUAGCCGACGACGCCACACGACCUACCUACGAGGUGCGAGCCGAUCAAAGAUGGUUCAUUGGCCCGGCGUUCCUCCGGGAAGAAGAAGAAAGGUGGCCAUCGGAACGCACCGAAGAGGAAAAUGACAACGGACAAGACGAGAUAGUCUGCGCCACGGACAACAGCGAGGGGCCGGCCUACCUACCUGACAUAAGUCGGUUCUCCUCUUACGAGAGACUCGUCCGUGCGACAGCCUACGUCUUACUAGCCGUCGAUAAAAUGAAGAAACGAACGCGAACACUGAAACUCGCCCAUAUCACAAAGGCAGAAGAGCUAUGGUAUAAGAAAAUGCAAGAGGACUCGUACUCCGACGAAAUAGAACGACUGAAAAAGGACUUGAAGUUACGUCCGAACAGCGCGCUGCGUAAGCUCGACCCACGGAUAUUCGACAGAGGCUUACUUACACUACACGGUCGCGUGGGCGUGGCGAGAAUAAGCGAGCAGUCAAAAAGCCCGCUAAUAAUGGACGGCCGCCACGCUUUCACCCAGCUACUCGUCGCGCACGCACACAAGGCGGCGAACCACGCCAACCGAGAGCAAGUUGUCAACGACCUGAAACAGAAGUUCUAUAUCACACGUAUACGUCCUACAGUACGAGCCGUGGACCAUUCAUGUCAACUCUGCAAAGUUAAGAAAGCCAGACCGAGACCGCAAGUUCACGGAGACCUGCCCUACGAAAAACUCGCAGCGCACGGGAGGCCAUUUAGCUACACGGGCCUCGACUUUUUCGGCCCUAUGUACGUGACGGUCGGGCGACAUAAGGAAAAGCGCUGGGGCGCCCUGUUUACGUCUCUCACUACGCGAGCGGUCCAUAUAGAGAUCUCACCGUCGCUAUCUACGGAUUCCGCUAUUAUGUGCCUACGGUGGAUGGCGGCGCGGCGGGGGUGGCCAGUAACAAUCUACACCGAUAAUGGGACGAACUUUCAUGGCGCGGACGAAGAGCUGCGAGCAGCGCAGCGAGAGUGGGGUCCACAACUCAAGGACUUCGCUCUACUACAACGAACGAACUGGAAAUACAUCGCACCCGGGGCACCGAAUCAAGGUGGAGCAUGGGAGCGGCUAAUACGCUCGGUUAAGACAGCGUUAGUCGCCACACUACACGAGCGCUACCCCAGGGACGAAGUACUCGCCACAUUACUCACGGAGGCAGAGUACACGGUCAACGCACGCCCUCUCACUCACGUGCCAGUUGAACCAGGAGACAUGGAGGCGCUAACACCGAAUCACUUCCUACUGGGGACUUCCGGCGGCCUACCCACUACCGGGCCGUGCAGGGAGGUAGACAGGAGGACAUGGAGAGCUACGCAGGCGCUGGCUGACGUGUUUUGGCGUCGAUGGCUAACGGAGUACCUACCUACACUCAUACCACGUGGAGGCACACGGAGCGGGCGCGGAGCGGACCUGAAAGUUGGUGACGUCGUGAUUAUCACUGAUCCAGUACUGCCGAGGAACAUCUGGCCACGAGGUGAAGUAAUCCGACUGCAUCAAGGACCCGACGGACUGACCAGAGUCGCUGACGUACGAACGAGAGGAGGGAUAUUCCGCCGACCUCUACGACGUCUCGCCGUCCUCCCGGUGAAAGAGGGCUGCGAAGAUCUACGCCGAGGGGAGGAUGUUACGGACAGCCGAGAAGAGGAGGUCGCGGGCUAA